Messenger RNA from Aspergillus chevalieri, 1497 nucleotides. RefSeq lists its product as uncharacterized. Lineage: Eukaryota; Fungi; Ascomycota; Eurotiomycetes; Eurotiales; Aspergillaceae. The record is from RefSeq and is a predicted model, not a curated record. Bases 1 to 1497 code for a protein of 498 amino acids. The transcript is spliced from 3 exons.
AUGCAUCAUUUGAAAAAGCUCUUCAACCAUGGUAAAGAGCAGAAAGGCCGUGGCCCCAACAGACCCAAGAAGGCCCAAAGCGCAAAUCACCCGCCUCAUCAACACAAGAUUCAAGCAGACGACUGGGUGUCUAGAUCCUCAGUAUCAAUACCAGCCCACCAACCCAACAUAACAAAGAUCGAGGGCUCUCCUCCCCCUCGAGACUUGUGGAAAUCCGCCUAUGAUAAGCUCGACCAGAAGGAACAAGAUAUAUUGUCAAAAAUACCAGUUCUUACCCAACCAGGAAUUGAUGAGAAGAAGCAUAAAACAAAAGCUAUCAUUGACAAAGUUGUUGAGACGACAAAAGAGCAGUACGAGAAAUACCAAGAGGGUGGUCUAAAAAUUCGGAGGUCAACAGGCAAUGAUAUUGACCUGAGGAAACUAUCUCACAAGAUAAUCAAUGCUGCGUUCUCCUUUAAGGAGAUCAUAAGCACUGUUGUUGGCUUUGAUCCUACUCAUCAUGCAGCAAGCGCUUGGGCAGUUGUCUCAAUUGGACUGACUAUGGCCAAGAACAGUUCCGACCUGCGUGAUGCUUUAUUUCAGUCUUCAGAGUACAUGGCAGACAUCCUUGCACGACAUGCCUAUAUUGAAGAAAAGUUCUACCACCAAUCUGGGCAGAAUGCCCAGACUGGGCAUGCCCUUGUUAAAGUUUACAAAGCGAUUCUUCAGUAUGCUGCAAAAGUGUUGGCCGCUCAAGACUCUAAUGUUGGAAAGUGGAUGCUGGACAGUGUUACUGGCAUUACCAACCAAGAUCUUAUGGAGCUCAAGAAGUCUGUCAAAGACCAAGAGCAGGAGUUGCAUCACUGUGUUGAACGUGAACAACAUUUGCAUCAUAAUGAACAAGCAGAGCAGCUUCUGACCCAAGGGGACCAAAUAAUGCGUUCCUUUCAAGCUCUCAUCCAGAAGUUCAACCUACCUAUUGCUGAAGGAGCAUCUUAUGACUCAUUUGAUAAUCAACAUGGAGAGAAGUGCCUUCCAGGGACCAGAAAGGAGCUUCGUUGCCAAAUUGCAAACUGGGCUGAAGAAUUAGACAGCAAAGUUAUAUUCUGGUUGAAUGGCAUGGCAGGGACUGGAAAGUCCACCAUCGCCCGGACAGUUGCACAGUCCUUUGAUGAGAAGGGGCUCCUUGGGGCUAGCUUCUUCUUCAAACAGGGCGAAGCAGACCGAGGCAAUGCCAAAAGAUUUGUAUCAACAAUCACAAGACAAUUAAUGACCAGUAACCGGGAACUAGCACAUGGCAUCUCAAGAGCGAUUGAGGAUGAUCCAGAUCUUUCAACAAAAGCUCUCAGUCAACAAUUUGACAAACUUCUUCUUCAGCCACUACUCAAGUUGGAACUGAAUGAGACUACAUCUAUGGUGAUUGUGAUCGACGCAUUGGAUGAGUGUGAAAAAGAAGGCGACAUCAGGAACUUCCUAUUCGUCAUGGUCUCAAGCAAAAUGAUGAUCAUCAGGACCUAG